UCUCUUCCUUCUUUCAACUUUGGAGUCUGCACGCAUAAUCUAACUGCCAGUUAUAGGAACUAUUCUGUUUAAUAGUUAGAUCCUCUGAGCAUUUUAAGAAAGAAAUCUGAAUGGAAUUAGGCAGUUUUCCUGGACGAUUGCCCGAAAUGGUCGUCUAAUGAAAUUUUGAGAUCUUUCGAGUGACUUAUACAAUCUAUCAUCGGUCCGCAUCUUAGCUCAUAUGUUUGCUAAGAUAAGCCUCUUGGUCUGAAAAGAAGAUCUAAAUGGUUCGAUGCCUUAACUCAUUACCCGAUAUAACCCUCAGUUUCAAAUUUAACCACUAUUAUUGACCACUAUUAACCUAGGAUUUACUAAAAGCUGCAACAAACGUCUAAUUAAACAGUUUUCCAAACUUGCUCGAGAAUUUCCGAAAUAAGAACUCCAGUGAGGCAGCUCCAAGCCCAACCCCCAAGAACGUCUUUGGUGUUUACCCCGAAUGUCAGGACAAAAGGACCUCAACGCGGACACCUCGAGUGGCGAGCGCACGUCCAAUCACAGAGCAAAACAAUAAUUGUUUACAAAUUGUUAACACGGUCCGCAAUAGUAGUAGAUGAUUGUCACUUUUGACGCGCCACGCCCCCUGCCAGGGGCGUCUCGGGCAAAUAGAAAUCCUCAAUUCACGCUUUGGCACAAGGCACUAAUACACUGGCAAAAAUUUCGGAUUUUACAUCUUAAUUCUUAAUGUUAUGAAAUAUAACUAAAAUUCGUUGUGUGACAAUUCUGUUUAAUUGUUAUUAAAAACUCUUUGUAUUCUAUAUUAUAUAGAUAUGUUAAUUAGUUUAAAUAGCAUUAUAUACGCUUUUAGUAAAAUUUCUCUUUAAGGAAUGGUUCCCUCGGGUGAUAGGAUUAUAAAUUUAAGACCCAUGUUUUUGCUCUGUGUAACUGGUUUGCAUAUCAUUUGCGGCUGUAGCUCAUCCAGGUGGCAUAUAAAACCGCCAAUAUUCAGGAGGAGCUGAUUCAGUCGGCGGCGAAUCUCGAUUGGCGGCAGUGGGUGCUAUCCGGUGAGCAUGUCGAACUUCAGUGCCUGCGCAGUGUGCGGCGAUCAGAGCUCCGGGAAGCACUACGGCGUGGCCUGCUGCGAUGGCUGCUCGUGCUUUUUCAAGCGGAGCGUACGGCGCGGCAGUACCUACGCCUGCAUCGCUCUGGCCGGGAACUGUGUGGUGGACAAGGCACGAAGGAACUGGUGCCCUUCCUGCCGCUUCCAGCGAUGCCUGGUCGUCGGAAUGAACGCAGCCGCUGUUCAGGAGGAGCGCGGUCCGCGCAACCAGCAGGUGGCUCUGUACCGCAGUGCCCGAAGACAUGCUCCACUAACUCAGCCCGCGCCAUCCCAGACGCCCCACACCCAGGCGCUGCACUUCCAGAUCCUUGCCCAGAUCCUCGUCACGUGCCUACGACAGGCGAAGGCCAACGAGCAAUUCGCACUCCUAGAUCGCUGUCAGCAGGACGCCAUCCUGCAGGUGGUAUGGAGCGAGAUCUUCGUACUGCGAGCGUCCCACUGGUCGCUGGACAUCAGUGCCAUGAUCGAGGGCUGCGGCGAUGAGCAGCUCAAGCGACUCAUCUUCGAGGCCCACCAACUGAGGGCUGAUGUCUUGGAACUAAAUUUUUUGGAGUCCCUAAUCUUGUGCAGAAAAGACUUGGCCAUCAGUCCGGAGUAUGCCGUUGUCCUGGUAAGCCACUCCAAUGCCGCCUUGAUCUCCUUGGCCCGUUACACCCUACAGCAAUCCAACUACAUGCGCUUCGGACAACUCCUCCUUGGCCUCCGGCAGCUCAGCUUGAAGCGCUUCGACUGCGCGCUAUCCUGUAUGUUUCGCACCGUGGUCAGGGACAUCUUGAAAUCCCUAUAGGCUCCAGUCUAUUUUACCCCCUAAAAAUUGAACAAAAUCAUAGUAUUAAAGAGAGAACAGAAGGACAGUUUUAUUGUUCGCAAAAAUAUAACCAUCUGAAUAAAAAAAUGCAAUCCUUAUUCACA
Drosophila yakuba is the source of this 2008-nucleotide messenger RNA. It is a transcript of the gene Hr83, whose product is annotated as nuclear receptor subfamily 2 group E member 1. Gene Ontology annotation, molecular function: RNA polymerase II cis-regulatory region sequence-specific DNA binding; zinc ion binding; nuclear receptor activity. Gene Ontology annotation, biological process: cell differentiation; regulation of transcription by RNA polymerase II; anatomical structure development. The transcript is spliced from 2 exons. Lineage: Eukaryota; Metazoa; Arthropoda; Insecta; Diptera; Drosophilidae. The record is from RefSeq and is a predicted model, not a curated record. The coding region runs from base 1047 to 1883 and encodes 278 amino acids.